This is a messenger RNA of Tetrapisispora phaffii CBS 4417, 1371 nucleotides long. RefSeq names its product phosphomevalonate kinase (gene ERG8). Gene Ontology annotation, biological process: isopentenyl diphosphate biosynthetic process, mevalonate pathway; ergosterol biosynthetic process. Gene Ontology annotation, molecular function: ATP binding; phosphomevalonate kinase activity. The transcript has a single exon. Lineage: Eukaryota; Fungi; Ascomycota; Saccharomycetes; Saccharomycetales; Saccharomycetaceae. Bases 1 to 1371 code for a protein of 456 amino acids. Gene Ontology annotation, cellular component: peroxisome. The record is from RefSeq and is a predicted model, not a curated record.
AUGGUUAAUGGAAGCAAAGCGUUUAGUGCUCCUGGUAAAGCUAUGCUUGCUGGUGGGUAUCUAGUAUUAGAUCCUAAAUACAUCUCAUAUGUCAUUGCCCUUUCUUCAAGGAUGCACUCUGUCGUUAACACUACUAGUUUGGAAGAUAAAGUUGAUGCUAAUAAAAUACAUGUUACAGUCUCUAGUAGUCAAUUCAAUAAUGAUCAAUGGGUAUUCGAUAUGAAAUAUUUAAAUGGUGGCUUCUUUCCCGAAGAAGUCAAUGGAUUGAAGAAUCCGUUCUUGAAGAUGGCACUCUUCAAUGUUUUCAAUUACUUUAAACCUACGUUGUCUGCUACUCCAGAUAUUAAUAUUGAAAUAUUCUCAGAUGCAGGUUAUCAUUCUCAAAACGAUUCAGAUAUUAAGAGGAACCAAUUCAAACAUUUUAAUUUCCAUAAGAAUACCAUCACUGAAGUUCCAAAAACAGGGUUGGGUUCUUCUGCUGGUUUGGUCACUGUGGUCACAACUGCUUUAAUUUCCGUCUUCAACAAUUCCUUAGAUGUGACAUCAGCCAAGGAUUUGAAUCAAAUUCAUAAUUUGACUCAGGUUGCACAUUGUCAAGCCCAAGGAAAGGUUGGUAGUGGUUUUGACGUUGCUGCUGCUACUUAUGGCUCUAUUGUAUACAGAAGAUUUGUUCAAGAGUUAAUUACAAAUUUGCCAGAAACCUUCCAAGGAGAUGACCUAAAAGAUUACCAAGAAGCAUUGACUAAACUAGUUGAUAACACAGAUUGGGGUAUCAAAAAUGAUGUCAUUCGUUUACCACACGGUCUCAGGUUAAUCAUGGGUGAUGUGAAUAGUGGCUCUGAAACUCCUAAGUUGGUUGCUAAAGUCAAACAAUGGUAUGAAAGUAAUUUGCCACGUAGUUUGGAAAUAUAUACUAAAAUCGAUGAAGGAAAUAGAAAUUUUAUUAAAUUUAUCACCGAAUUAAAUGAAUUACAUGAUAAUGAUGAGACUAAAUAUAAAGCAUUAAUAAAAACUUUAGAGACUGAUCAUGAAAAUGUCAUGUCUCAUCCAGAAUUUGCUAAUAUUAAAAAUGCUGUUUCUGUUAUUCGUGAGAAUUUUAGAUUAAUAACUAAAGAAUCGGGUGCUGAUAUUGAACCUGAAGUCCAAACUCAAUUAUUAGAUAAAUGUUUAACAUUAAAAGGUGUCUUGACCGGUAUGGUUCCUGGUGCAGGUGGUUAUGAUGCAAUUUCUUUGCUUACUACUGUAGACACAGACUUAAAGAAACAAACAUAUGGGAAUUUAGAGUUCCAAAAUGUGACAUGGUUGGAUUUAGAACAAGCUGAUGUAGGUGUCGUGGAAGAGAAUCCUGAGCAUUACAAGAACUUUAUUUGA